This is a messenger RNA of Dryobates pubescens (Downy woodpecker), 3130 nucleotides long. It is a transcript of the gene RNF4, whose product is annotated as ring finger protein 4. The record is from RefSeq and is a predicted model, not a curated record. Gene Ontology annotation, biological process: positive regulation of transcription by RNA polymerase II. The transcript is spliced from 8 exons. Bases 156 to 872 code for a protein of 238 amino acids. NCBI's taxonomy places the organism in Eukaryota, Metazoa, Chordata, Aves, Piciformes, Picidae. Gene Ontology annotation, molecular function: zinc ion binding; transcription factor binding.
UGUUUAUCUCAAGCAUCUACCUGGAAGGAGAAAGGUCGGCAGACCUAGUCGUUAAACAGCUAGAGAGCUAGCUGGAAUAAACCUCGAAUUUUCUUGUUACCAGGACAACACUGCUUAGGCCCUUGGGAAGGCAAAGUGACAGGAGCAGUAACUGCAUGUGCAGAGCUCCGCGUAUGGGAGGGAGGGGGAGUGGCUUUUCCUGCUGCUGUGUCGUCUGGCGGCCGUGCAGGGAAAGGUUUGGGAGAGCAUCAUUCCCAGACCCUGAGCAAUCUGUACAGUGUGCUACCAAGAGGAAUACUCAGCGAAAGCGCCGCGGGGGAGCAGUAAAUGCCAGGCAAGCUCGGAAGCGGAACAGGCUAGUGGCUUCUACUGCAGAAAUGGCUUCAGAGGCAGAGCCAAUAGAAGUUGAAGAAAGUGCUGGUGAAGAAGUAGUAGAUCUCACUUGUGAAUCUUCUGAACCUGUAGUCGUUGAUCUAACUCACAACGAUUCUGUUGUGAUUGUUGAAGAGAAUCAACGGCCAAGGAGAAACCUCAGACUAAGAAGUCAGAGACAGUCAGACAGCUGUGUGCUGAGUAGUGAUGAUGAGGAUGAAACAAGAGACAAUGAUGUGUAUGUGACAAAUAAAGUAUCUCGAGAACUGGGACCACUAGAAGAUGAAACUGCAGGUUCCAAGCCGUCUGGUACCGUCAGCUGUCCCAUUUGCAUGGAUGGCUACUCAGAGAUUGUGCAAAGCGGACGACUGAUUGUGUCAACCAAAUGCGGCCACGUCUUCUGCAGCCAGUGCCUCCGUGAUUCCCUUCGGAAUGCCAACUCGUGCCCAACCUGCAGGAAGAAACUCAAUCACAGACAAUAUCAUCCCAUCUAUAUAUGAAUACUUCUAUUUCUCAGGACAAACUCUACUGGAUUUUUGGGGAAAACACCGUGUUUUCAGUGCUCUGAAGAUUUAAAGAGCAGCAAGUUGUGCACGCAUCCAAAUAAAACUGAUUUUGCUGGAGAACUUCUAAUGUAUAUUGACAGCUUUCUUAUGGUCCAAGCUGCUUCUCGUCCUGUCCCUGGUCAUAAUGUUCAGUUUAGGACUGUCUUCUAACUGGACCAGCAGCCUGCAUCAGAAAGGAAGCAGCUCAUCCAUGUCCUUCUUUUUUUUUUCUUGCUUUAAUAAGAGGGAGUUGAGUAUUUUGUUAUUCCUCAUUCUAAGUUAUUUUCCCCCUGGUGUACGGAUGCAGAGUAGUUCCCUUCCCAGCUGCAGAUGAGCGGUUGCCCCUUUCCUUACAUUUCGGUUGUUGCCCUGUGAGAAGCUCAUGACUCUGUUGCAUUCUGCUAUAACUUCUUUGCCCAAGAAGAGUAAGUUGUGUGAGGAUGGAUUUUUGUCAUAAAUCGAUAUGAAACUGACAGCUGAGGUCAUGCAAUAACAGAACCUGCUGUUAUCCAGCCCUUGGGUGCUUUGAGCAGGGGGCUUGAACACGCAGGUGUCUUUGUGAACUCCAUGAGAUCUGAAGCACAGAGACAAACGACAACGGGUGCAGUGGGAAAAUACAUUCUGGAAUGUUUAACUGCCAACAACUCCUGAACUUGAACCACAGCACUGAACUGAUUUUCUAAGCCUUUAUUUUCUGACAUGGUGAGAUGGUCUCUUGGGUUUACCGGCGCUCUCCUGUGUACCCAGAACAUUGUCUUCUCUAGGCUUGCUAGCAAUAAAUUAGAAGCCAAUUGUAUGCUGUCCUCUUGUCAGCUGAAGACCAAACUACCUACAGACCUUCCUGAUCAAAUUGUCAAUCUCUGCUUUAACCCUGUUACAGCUAAAAUCUGCAAGCUGAUGCGGAAUCCCAGCUGAGCUGAUACAAACAGGAUCACAAGAGUUAAAUGUAGAUGAGGUGAUAGAAAUCAGUGCUGUAUGAUCCACAUCUGCAGUAGCCCCAGCUAUGAAAAAAGAAAAUGAGGCUUGGACACCCUUUGGCAAGUGGUUGAUGAUGAAGACUGGAAAUACUGUUCAGUGCUCUGGUGCAGCAUGAUGGUUGGAUGCAUUUAGUUAAUGCUGAUACCUGAUGUGUCUUUGCUAACCUGUCCCUAGGGCUCUGCAGGAAGCCUUUAAUUAAUUCAGCUCUUCUAACUAGCAGCCUCAAGUUCUGUAUUGAAGAGUGCAGGGGUAAAGAGGCUUUUGUUAGGAUGGUUAGGGAUGUUUCUGGAUGUACUAACACUGAGUUUAGUUCCAUAAAGGCUGGCUGAACUACAGUACCUUUCCCCACCCUGCUUUGGAAGAGCUCUAGAUCAGCUGUUGUCAGGAAUAUGCAGUUUGCAUUGUGACAGUGUGGCAACUGCUCAGCAGUUGCACAGGUUGCUGUGUGUUCCCAUGGGUGACACAAACUGCAAGCAAGGACUGCAGCAGGCUUAGGACAGUGCAGUGACAACUACAACCGGUGUUUGUGUCCCAAAAAGCAGCUAAUCAGUGGCACAGCUGGAAACGUUGCACGGGGAGAGGCAGCCCAGCCUGAACACUGGUGAGACACUUCAGGGCCACAGGAGUAGCUUAAUAAAGAAGAAAAAAGCUCACUGAUGGCCAGUGUUCCUUCAGUGGCUGCUGCAGGAGAGGGAUGGUAAGAAGGGGAUCUGAGGAAUUGCCUCUGAGGGUGAAGGAGAGUCUUGUAUCCAUGCAUCUUCCACAGUAUACUAGCCAUAGCCUAAAAUGCCUUUGCACAACUCCCUCUCUGUAAAUAUCACUUGAUAGUUUGUGUCUCAAGAAAUACCUUGAACUGAAAUCCAGAUAUCUCAACCUACAAAACACAGAACAAAACUCUUUGGCUUCUUAUGUACCCUGUGAAGUGCCACAUAUCUGGUGCAUCUCAAAAGAAAUCCUGAGUCUCAGUAUGUGGAAAAAACUGAAUUGCAUUACAGGGGGGAGGUUAGGGAGGGAAAAAGAGAAAAGAAAGCCCAGUGUCAUUGAGUUCCAGUGCUGCUUCAUGUUGGCAGGAACCAGUAGAGAAUAAACAGACUUUUUUCUGUUCUGUAAAUGUAUGUCUUGUAUAGAAUUCCAUUUCCCCCUGUAUUUAAUUGUAUUCAUGUCUGUCUGUCCCAUUUCUCCCAGCCUCCACUGGUAGGCAAACGGUUCUUUUACCAGGUUGAAAUAAAGUUUAU